ACAGAGACUUUGGAGACUCUCAUGCAGAGUAACUGAAACUGGCUGAGACAAUCACUCGAACUCUGUACGCUUGACAGAGAACUGUUAGGAUGGGAAAUAGUGCAUUAAAAGCCCACCUGGAGACAGCACAGAAAACUGGAGUGUUUCAGCUAACAGGAAAGGGACUGACAGAGUUUCCUGAAGACCUGCAGAAGCUAACCACCAACUUAAGGACAAUAGACUUGUCGAACAACAAAAUAGAGCUCUUGCCACCACUCAUUGGAAAAUUUUCCUUCCUGAAGAGCCUAACUCUGAACAACAACAAACUGACUGCAUUACCUGAGGAGCUGUGCAAGCUGAAAAAACUGGAAACACUACACUUGAAUGGCAAUCACUUGAGGCAGCUACCAGCUGCAUUUGGACAACUUUCAGCUCUCAAAACUCUGAGCCUAUCUGGAAACCAGCUUCGGACUGUACCCACACAGCUCUCUGGUCUUCGCCACUUGGAUGUGGUAGAUCUCUCCAAAAACCAGAUCCAAAACGUGCCCGACACUGUGGGAGAACUGCAGGCCAUUGAACUCAACCUCAAUCAGAAUCAGAUUUCCCAGAUCUCAGUGCAGAUCUCCCACUGUCCACGCCUCAAAGUCUUGCGUUUAGAAGAAAACUGUCUAGAACUCAGCAUGCUUCCCCAGAGUAUCCUCAGUGAUUCCCAGAUCUCCCUGCUUGCAGUAGAAGGUAACCUGUUUGAAAUCAAGAAACUUAGAGAACUGGAAGGUUACGACAAGUACAUGGAACGAUUCACAGCUACAAAGAAGAAGUUUGCGUGA
Messenger RNA from Merops nubicus (carmine bee-eater), 806 nucleotides. RefSeq names its product leucine rich repeat containing 57 (gene LRRC57). The record is from RefSeq and is a predicted model, not a curated record. The coding region runs from base 90 to 806 and encodes 238 amino acids. Gene Ontology annotation, molecular function: protein binding. Lineage: Eukaryota; Metazoa; Chordata; Aves; Coraciiformes; Meropidae. The transcript has 5 exons.